UUAGAACAGUCCUUGAUACAGCAGUGCUUUUUCUCUUCUUUUUCCUCUGCUCAACUCCUGCCAUGCUCAGGCAUCUCAAAUUUGACACGGGUGGGUUGGCUGUUGCAGCUGCUUGGCUGGCCUUUCAUCACCUGUUUUUCUAAGGAUUGAUGGGGUGUGGAGAGAGUUUUUGUUUGGCUGUGGCUCAACUUUUGUUGUCAAUGCAGAAUCAAGCCCUUUUCCCCUGCUUUGUUUCUGCUAUGCUCAGCUCGGUCACGACUGAGUUGGCUGUUGCAGCUUUGGGAUCCUUGGGCUGCAUUUCUGCUGGGUCUAUUGCAGGAUCUUUUUUCGGUUGGUUUGCUGGAGCUUUUCAUUCCUUAGUGGAUGUUCUUCUUUCCCAGCGCGGGUUAUUGGCUGCUCUUCUUGCCAACCAUGUGCUUGCUUUUGGGUCUGGAAGGAUGGCUGAGCUUUGUGUGGAUUGGUCAAGCUGCUUUCUCCCUGGAUCAUUGUCGACUCUGGCGCUCAUGAGAGGUGGUUGUAAUUUCCAGCUUUUGUGGAUUGCUAAGCUUUGGGGGAGAGCGGUGUCAGCACUUCAGGUCAUUCAGCAGUCUACUAGCUUGGAUCUCGGGCGGGAGGAUAACUCACCGAUAAUAUGGGAACCUAUUGAUUUUCUUAGAGAGCUUUCAGACAUUAAUUUGAAGUUAAUUAGUCCUCCUUUGGGUGACUUAUUGGAUCUUAAAACACUAGAUUUGCACAACACAUCACUUGCUGGAGAGAUACAUAACUUGGAAAGCCUUCAACAUCUCGAGAAACUGCAUGCAUGCAUCACUUGCUGGCAACAAUUUUCAACUGAAAACAAAGUCCUGAGUAGCUUAUGUUGUUCCCAGUAAUGAUAUGGAAGAAAAGGAGGUCUAACUUCCAUAAUUUUGGUUAAUAUGCUGCCCUAUUAGAUGGUAGACUAACCAAUCCUGCUAGUGAACCUGUUAUUAAGAGUGUUAGGACUAAAGAAGAAGGGAGAAACAAUGGGGAGGCUCUUCUUUCUCCUCUACAAAUUUUAGCUACUGUUUCCAGUGAAAAAGCCAGAGGUAGUAUCCAGCUUUCCUAUGCAAAAAUCUGUUGAUUCUUUAGCGUUCAUGAGAAGCAGUAAUGAUUGAUAUCUGCAACCUUUCCCUGCUUAUUGAAUCCCAGUUCUAAAGAGUUGAACCAACAACCUACAUUAUAGCAGUUGUUGCCUGAGGGUGCAAUCAUUCCAUGCUCAGAAUUUUUUUGAAAGAAACAAAACCAAAUAAAGAUUCAGCAGUACAAGAAUCGAUCUUACACUGUAAAAUAUCAGCAUUAAAUAC
This is a messenger RNA of Populus trichocarpa (black cottonwood), 1322 nucleotides long. RefSeq lists its product as uncharacterized. The record is from RefSeq and is a predicted model, not a curated record. The transcript has 6 exons. Bases 150 to 869 code for a protein of 239 amino acids. Lineage: Eukaryota; Viridiplantae; Streptophyta; Magnoliopsida; Malpighiales; Salicaceae.